GGGGCGUUUCGGUACGACGGUGGUUGCUGCUGCAGCUGCAGCUGCUGCUGCUACGGGAGGUGCCCGGUGCGGCGGCGGCGAGCGGAGCCAGCCGCAAGCCCCGGGGUAUGCGCUCGCCCCUUCCCCCGCUGCCGCUGGAGCGGGGUGUGGGUAAGGAAGCGCGGAGGAGCGCGGAAGGAAGCGGAGAGAGGCGGGGAGCGGGGCGAAGGAGCCCGGCCGAGCCCCGAGCGGCGGAGGAUGCGCCGAGCCCCGCGGAGCCGAGCCCAGCUGCAGCGCGGCGCGUCUCGCCCGGCCGCCGCCCGAGGAGGUAACGGCGGCAGCGGGAUGGGGAUGGAGUUUAGGGGAAGGUGAGCCCCCUGCACCUGGGAGCCAUGAGCCGCCCGCAGAGCCGCUGGAGCAGCCCCCCAGCCGCGGCCCCCCGAUGCUGCUAGCCCUCCCUGCUCCCUCAGCAAGGUGUCCGUCGCCGGCAGGGAGGACCGGCUGCACCCGCACCCAGCCUCUCGCAUCCCUCCUAAAGGUUCCUUGCCUCACCAGCAGGUCCUUGCAGGAUUUCAGCUCUGUGCAUGAGUGGAAAGCAGAGGAGAGGCCAAAGCCCAGCGUGUCCCUGGCAUCCGAUCGCCCAGCAUCCUGCCUUCAUCUGACCUGGGUGAGAGAUAGGAUGGUAGCUGGGGAGGCGAGUAUGCGCAGCCCAAUCCUGGCCUGCUGGCAGCCGAUUCUCCUCCUGAUGUUGGGAUCCAUCCUGUCUGGCUCUGCCACAGGCUGCCCGCCGCGCUGCGAGUGCUCUGCCCAGGAGCGCGCCGUCCUGUGCCACCGGAAGCGAUUCAUGGUCGUGCCGGAGGGCAUCCCGACCGAGACCAGGCUGCUGGACUUGGGCAAGAACCGCAUCAAGACGCUCAACCAAGAUGAAUUUGCCAACUACCCUCACCUGGAGGAGCUGGAGCUAAAUGAGAACAUUAUCAGUGCCAUUGAACCUGGGGCUUUCAACAACCUCUUCAACCUCAGGACGCUGGGGCUCAGGAGUAACAGACUCAAGCUGAUCCCCUUGGGGGUGUUUACCGGACUCAGCAACCUUACCAAGCUAGACAUUAGUGAGAACAAAAUCGUGAUCCUCCUAGACUACAUGUUCCAGGACUUGUACAACCUGAAGUCUUUGGAGGUGGGGGACAACGACCUUGUCUACAUCUCCCACCGGGCCUUCAGCGGCCUCAACAGCCUGGAGCAGCUGACCCUGGAGAAAUGCAACCUGACCUCCAUCCCCACGGAGGCCCUGUCUCACCUUCAUGGCUUGAUUGUGCUGCGGCUGCGCCAUCUGAACAUCAACACCAUCCGGGAUUACUCAUUCAAGAGGCUGUACCGGCUCAAGGUCCUCGAGAUCUCACACUGGCCCUACCUGGAUACUAUGACGUCCAACUGCCUCUACGGGUUGAACCUGACCUCCUUGUCCAUCACACACUGCAACCUGACGUCCAUCCCGUAUGUGUCGGUGAGGCACUUGGUUUACCUCCGGUUCCUGAACCUGUCCUACAACCCCAUUGUCACCAUCGAGGGCUCCAUGCUCCAUGACCUGCUCAGGCUGCAGGAGAUCCAGUUGGUGGGAGGGCAGCUCACCACGGUCGAGCCCUUUGCCUUCCGUGGCCUCAAUUACCUGCGCAUCCUGAACGUGUCAGGGAAUUUGCUGACCACCCUGGAGGAGUCGGCCUUCCACUCAGUGGGCAACCUGGAGACGCUUAUCCUUGACAACAACCCCUUAGCCUGCGACUGUCGGUUGCUCUGGGUUUUCCGACGGCGAUGGAGGUUGAACUUCAACAAGCAGCAGCCCACCUGCUCCACCCCCGAGUUUGUCCAGGGCAAGGAGUUCAAAGACUUCCCCGACAUCCUCCUGCCCAACUACUUCACCUGCCGCCGAGCACGGAUACGGGACCGCAAACCUCAGCAGAUCUUCGUGGACGAAGGCCACACGGUCCAUUUUGUCUGCCGGGCAGAUGGGGACCCGCCCCCCACCAUCAUGUGGCUCUCUCCCCGGAAGCACCUCAUCUCUACCAAAACCAACGGGCGGCUCACUGUCUUCCCUGAUGGCACGCUGGAGGUGCGCUACGCCCAGAUCCAGGACAAUGGCACCUACCUAUGCAUUGCCAGCAAUGCGGGUGGCAACGACACCAUGCUGGCCCACCUACAUGUGCGCAGCUACUCCCCAGACUGGCCUCACCAGCCCAACAAGACCUUCGCGUUCAUCUCCAACCAGCCCAAUGAGAGCGAUGCCAACAGCACGCGCGCCACCGUGCCUUUCCCCUUUGACAUCAAGACUCUCAUCAUCGCCACCACCAUGGGCUUCAUUUCCUUCCUGGGCGUCGUCCUCUUCUGUCUGGUGCUCCUCUUCCUGUGGAGCCGGGGGAAAGGCAACACCAAGCACAACAUUGAAAUCGAGUAUGUGCCACGCAAGUCCGACGCGGGCAUCAGCUCUGCUGACGCGCCGCGCAAGUUCAACAUGAAAAUGAUUUAACCAGGCAACAAUUUGCAAACAAUAAUGAUGGGGUUUUUUUAAAAAAAAAAAAAAAAGAACAGAUGAACAAAUAAAAAAAUAAUUUAAAAACAGACAUUGUUACAAACAUACCGACCUCUCUCCUUCCACCACGCCCUCCGCCCCAGUCCAAACCCACUGCACCUGCACUGUCACCACCUCUUUCUCCUCCUCUUCUUCUUUAUACCAGGAAAACAUUCAGCUGAUGUCUUCAGGACUCCUGUGUUUGUAAGAACUUUGUCUGAUGGACUCUGGUGUCAGAUAUAAUUCUGAGAGGGAAAAACAACAGAGGGGGGGAAAAAAGAAAGAAAAAAGAAAUAAAAUCAAUAAAAAGUUACGAACUUUCUUCUGUAACUUUGAUUUCAAUAAUUAUGGAUUUUUAUGAAAACUUGAAAUAAUAAAAAAACCCUAUUUCCUAUAGAUA
Messenger RNA from Chroicocephalus ridibundus (black-headed gull), 2942 nucleotides. It is a transcript of the gene LINGO1, whose product is annotated as leucine rich repeat and Ig domain containing 1. Lineage: Eukaryota; Metazoa; Chordata; Aves; Charadriiformes; Laridae. Gene Ontology annotation, cellular component: extracellular matrix. Bases 422 to 2500 code for a protein of 692 amino acids. The transcript has 5 exons. The record is from RefSeq and is a predicted model, not a curated record. Gene Ontology annotation, molecular function: epidermal growth factor receptor binding.